This is a messenger RNA of Marchantia polymorpha subsp. ruderalis, 3238 nucleotides long. The record is from the annotation of a GenBank genome assembly. NCBI's taxonomy places the organism in Eukaryota, Viridiplantae, Streptophyta, Marchantiopsida, Marchantiales, Marchantiaceae.
CUUCUGCUGGUCGCCAGCAACAGAUCGAGCCUCAGCACAUUGAGCGAGCGAGCGAGCGAGCGACGAGACUGCAAGCGACGACGGCUGAUCCUCGACUCUCGGGCUUCUUCUGUUCUUCUGCUCUUCUGGCAAUCUCGAGCGCCUUUAUGAACUGCUGGGUUUGGCAUUCAGCGCUGCUGCGAGUUUUCUUCGCCGGAGAUCGGACCAUGAGCACCGCACUGCAUUCGAGCUGGUCGAGCUGUAGCUGAAGUGAGCGCGGGAGGCGACGGAGAGCAGGAGUCGAGGGGCAAGAAUGAACCGGAUCUGGAGCGUUUUCCUUUUCGUUUGGUAGCCGAGGAAACAGCGUUCAUGAGGAGCGCAAUCGAGCGUUUUGCCGCCGUUACGUGGACGUGAAAUCCCAUAUAUUUGUGUAGGUGUCGAGCACGGGCGCAUUUCGGAUUGGACGUCGGGCCCGGAUCUGGUGGCUGCAGAGGAAGAAGCGGUGCCGCAGAAAUUGAACUUGGACCUUCGGGAGGUGAUUCUCCGAGACACAGAUGUGUGAAUUUCAGAUGAGAAGGUGUCGAUCGAGGGGAAGAAGGUACAGAAUGGCAACACAAUGAGCGCUUCGUUCCGCUCGAGAGAAAGCUGCGGUGAAAGUUGCAGGACCACGGGCAUGAAAUUUGGCCCCUGAAAUUGCCGACCGAGUUGCCGAAGAAUUACGGCUCGAGGCUGGGCCCGAGGCCGACGACAGCAGGAAAGGUCGACGUGGACUUGAGUGAGCUCGCUGCGGUGUGUAGCUCGCAAGCUGGAAGCAGCCCCGACGUUGACUUCCGAAUGCUGGCAUAUGACCGUGCUGCGGACGUGCUGAAAGCGUAGAGCUCCCUGUCCUUUUGCUAGCCAAGAGUCAGAACGACGUUGAGAAAGGUGGGCAGACGCAGGGGGCAAUGGGGAGAGAAAGGCACCGGGUGUUUGUGAAGUCGGGAGUGACUGCGGAGACAACAGAGGAGUUGCUGAAGCGACACUUCGCCACUUUUGGGACGGUGACUGAUGUGUACAUACCCCGUUCUAUGCCCGGCCCCACACCUAAGGGCUUCGCCUACGUUUCCUUUGAGAGUGAAGAUGCCGUCCAGCGAGCUGUGAAGGAGGCUGUCCACGAAAUCGACGGAAGGCAUUACCCCGUCGGAAGAGCCGAACCUCGGCCAUCCGAGAGAAACGUAUGGCACCAUGAGGACCGAAAGCAGCUGAAAACCAUAUCUGAGCCCCUUCUGCCAUGGCCACCGAGGCACGCGAGACCUGUGUCUCCUCGAGGGCUUCUACCGGGACCAAUUGGAUUGGUUCCAGCCGGUAUGGAAUUGAGGUCGCCGCUGAUUCAUCCUUCGCAGGUGCCGUUAGAGGCUGGAAUACUGGGAGAGAUGUCUCCGUUCGCACAGAUGCCUCCCUUCCCGUUUAUGGACGGGUACAGUAUGGCAGGGAGGCCAGGAGUCCCUGCAGGCCUUGCCAUGCUCAGAAAUGAUCGAGGUUUGCCAAGGUCAGCCCGAGUGUUUGUGGGAGGAAUUCCCGAUGUGCUCGUCGAGAGGCACAUUAGAGUACACUUUCAGAAGUAUGGCAAUGUGGAGGAUGUUUACUUCCCCAGAGAGAAACACACGGGGAAGAGGAGGGGUUUCUGUUUUGUACGUUUUGAUAGUCCAAGAACUGCAGAAGUGGCUGCUGCACGGAGCCCCCGAACAAUACAAGGGCAUGAAAUUGGUGAAAUUAAAGUCGCACAAGAGCGCCCGGAGGACCUAAUGGUUCAUGAUGAACCCAUAGACGUUAGACUAGAUGUAGAUAGAUUCCAUUACGGCCAUGAAAGCUUUAGGGGUCUCAAGGCAGCCCCUACUUUGUUCGGACUACCGAGAGGGUUCGAUGGCAGGCCGUCAAUCAGAUAUCGGCCCUACUGAUCACAUCGAAGAGUCAUCUGAGAGUCGGCAUCUUUUACGGACUGAGGCAAAUGACAUGGAUGUCGAGGGCAAUGAUUGGAGCCAAGCUCCAGAAUACUCGAGAGUGGGAAGGGAGUGAGUCUCCUCUUCUCAUGUGGGAGUUAUCUUCGUUGAGCUCUUGAUAGCAACCUCGCUAUCAGGGUUUAGCAAAACCCUGUGGAACCGGAGUUCUGCACGCUGUUCCCAACUGCAGUAUGGCUUGUGCACAGAAUUCCGACUGCGUGACAUCUACUCCUCAGACUAGACGUUUACUGGUGCCAAACUACUGCGCAGAAUCUACUACAGCAAUCCGACAGGGCAGUUCUGUGGAGGUACCUGCGGGACUUACAAGAAAAUAUGAGCAAGCUUUCCACUGAAAUUGGGUUUUCAAUCUUUCACCCCCACCCUUCUAUGUGUACAGUGCAAAACAUAACAUUCAGGUAACUAGGUGUUGAGUCGGAUAGAAACUGUUACGUUUUAUGCCGACAGUAAAGCUCAGACUAGCCCGAUUGUCUAUUUGGGUUGUUCUCAGAGCUGCUUUGAGGCCAGCAUUUAGUAAAGUGAACAGUGGUGGGGUACAGCUAGUUCCGAGCUCGUUCCAAUUUGAGUGUUUGAUCUCACACACAUGGUGUUCUGAGAAGGAAGUACCACAAUGCCUUAGCAGGACUGAUCCUAGCUUUCUGUUAUUGGACUCUAACCAGAUCACCAGGUGGAAAGGGCUGAUACAGAUAGUUUAUACUGGCUGUAGAUACUGGGAACAGGCUGUUUACUUUGAGCUUUCUUGUACUGGCUGAUGCUGUCACGCCAUUUGAAGUUUACAUGAAUGAAUGAUAAGCUUCUCAAACCAGGCACCCUAAUUGGACUGAGACGACUGGACGUAGUCUUCAUGAUCAUACUGCUUCUAUAUAAUGAGCAAACUUCUGCUCAUUCCCUGCAAAAUUUGCGUCUGAUCGAAGUGAUCUUCUCUGUCGGUCUAUGUAUCAACCAGAUAGAUGUCAGCUGUCGGAAUCUGCAUCUAAAUUCCCGUCGCAUCCUCGUAGAGUUUCUACCUCUAUUAUGGCAAGUUGUUGGAUGGGCAAUCAAUCACUUUCAGACCUAGAUCAAAAUAUAGUCUCAGCAUGAUUCGUUCAAGAGCUUCGCUGGUCUCUUUGUCCCGAGUGAAAGCCAUGAGAGACGUCGUGUUUGGAGAGAGAGUUGGGAAACGCCUUCUUGCGCUUGGUCUAUACGCCCACUGAUUCUCCUGCAUCCCCGGCCAGGCAGGAGCUGACCAUUGCUGUCGCAAAACUUUCAUAUUGGUCUCCAGG